CCCAUUCUUCGCGUAGCUGUUCGCUUGAAACUUACCAUGGCUUGUGGCAGCUUAAAUUGCUAAUUUUCUGUGUUAUUUGUUCGUGAUGGCUUCACUCAAAGUGAAAGAAUUGUUGUGUUUGCUGUACUCAGCCUUGUUAUUUAUUUCAGGUGUGUUAUUAAUAGGGUUUUCUGUUGUUCUUCUCUAUAAAGUGAUACAUCAUUUUAAAUUCAUCCCUUCGAGUGCGAUUGGCCCUUUCAUUAUCUAUUUUUUGCUCGGGUUUGUUCACCUUUUCCUCACCUGGUUGGGAGUUAAAGGGCCGUCUCGCGAGCAUGACGUCCACAUUAUUUUGUUUAUGGUCAUUACUGUAAUUUUACUGGUUGCGGAAUGUGCAGUGGGAGUCUGGUCGAUAAUCCUCUGGGAUGAAGUCGACAUCGAAUCGCUACAUUUGAUGCAGAAAUCCUUCAACGAUUUACUCAACAACGAUUACGAUAAGAAAGAUUGGGCCCGAAUGGAGUCGGAGUUAAAGUGCUGCGGAUUCGAUGGGGCUAAAGCGUACGAGAAAAAGAACGUUUUGCCGCUCUCUUGCUGCAACAGCGGGCUGCAAAAUUCCACCUGUACGGAAAUAUACCAAAUGGGGUGUCAGAAACCGCUGGCCAGCUACGCGAAGAUUUUAUUGAUUGAUGCCGCCAUCAUGGGUUUCUCCUGUUGCGUUUUUCAAGCUCUGGGCGUGUUUCUCUUUUACACGUUUUUCCGAACUUUGAAAGUCGAACGUUCGGCUAGGGUCCAGAGGAGGCUUGCCAUGCAGAGGAGGGUGUCUCAGGAGAACGGGAGUGCUAACCCCACUCCGUCGUCUCCACCGCCCCCAGCUUCGGCUUGACGAGAUUUUAUAUAAGUUUACAAUUUUAUAGCGUUUUUUAAGCACAAUGUGCCUUAUUUACCUAACAGAAUAUGUACUUAAUUUGCACCUUAUGACGUUUUUAUUUUGUAUUUUUUAUAUUUUAUUUUGUUUUUUGGAUAAAUAAAACCACCACUUUAAAUGUG
This is a messenger RNA of Tribolium castaneum (red flour beetle), 1023 nucleotides long. RefSeq names its product leukocyte surface antigen CD53. The transcript is spliced from 4 exons. Gene Ontology annotation, cellular component: plasma membrane. The record is from RefSeq and is a predicted model, not a curated record. NCBI's taxonomy places the organism in Eukaryota, Metazoa, Arthropoda, Insecta, Coleoptera, Tenebrionidae. Bases 86 to 859 code for a protein of 257 amino acids.